Molecule: messenger RNA, 4884 nt
Organism: Oppia nitens
Lineage: Eukaryota; Metazoa; Arthropoda; Arachnida; Sarcoptiformes; Oppiidae
Product: cell adhesion molecule Dscam2-like
Exons: 15
Coding region: 232-4884 (1550 amino acids)
Molecular function (GO): protein binding
Source: RefSeq, a predicted model, not a curated record
UCUUAUACACACAGUGUCAGUAUAAAGGCCUGGUAUGAAAACAUAGUGCCAGUGUUUUAGGAAGUUCUGGCUCACUGUUCCUCUCGUUUAAUAUUGAAGUCAUUAUUUACAACAGUUGUUGAGUACAUUAUUUUAAUGAUUGUUUGUUACAUUUAAACGAUUCGUGAGUUUAGUUAAAAAAGAGAGUGAAAUAUAAAUAAGAGAGAAGACAACAACAUUAAACAUUUUUCAAUGAGUGCACUCUAUAAUUAUGGUUCAUUAUGGAUCAUCAUGGGAUCGGUAGCCAUUGCUCAUCAGUUACCGACUCUCACUAUCGCUAACCACCAGAGUGUUCAUCACAAUCAUGUUGGCCAACAAAUGGGCCCAUUAUUUACCUUAGAGCCACCAAAUCGUAUACAUUUUAGCAAUACAUCCGGUGCCGUGAUUGCCUGCUCGGCCAAUGGCGUCAACGUUAGGAUCAAUUGGAUUUUGGCCGACGGCUCUCCCGCUAUUGACAUCAAUAGCUUACGAUAUAUUCGCUCUAAUGGAGAGCUAGUGUUCCCUCCCUUUCCAUCCACACAAUACCGUCAAGACAUCCAUUCAACUACCUACAGAUGUAUUGCAAGCAAUAGCUUUGGUACGAUUCGCAGUCGUGAUUGUCAAGUAAGAGCGGUGGUACACCAGUCAUAUAAGACUCAAGUAUACGACGAGUUUGUUAUCCGCGAGAAUACGGCUGUCAUGAGGUGUCAAAUGCCGACAUUCGUUAGAGAGUACGUUAGGGUCGUUACCUGGCUUAAGGAUGACUCCACACUCAUCACCAGUUCCCUCAACAACGGUAUGGGUUUUGGUCGAUAUGUAAUUUUGAAUAGCGGCGAACUACUUGUGCGAAAUGCCUCUAAAGCCGAUAUGGGUUCAUACCGGUGCCAAACCAGACAUGAAUUGACUAAUGAAAUGUUCACCAGUUCUGUUGGCGGGAGGCUUAUUGUCACCGAACCACACGGAACUAUAGCUCCGAGGAUAUGGAGUCAUAGCCAAGUCAAGUGCCAAGAAGGAGACUCCUGUCAAUUGCCAUGUAUUGCUCAAUCUUGGCCACCACCUAAAUAUAGGUGGUAUAAAGAAGAAGACACUGCCUUAUCUCCAGUAGUUAUGAAUACAAAUAUUCAACAAUUUGAUGGCACACUCCUACUGAGUCAGGUGUGGCCACAAGACUCCGGUAAAUGGGUUUGUGUGGCCAACAAUACACUGGGAGAGGAGCGUAUUGUUGUCAAAUUAGUCAUUAUUUCGGCCAUCGGUGUACAUAUCGAACCACAGAGACUGGUGGCCGACGUGGGAAAGUCAGCCACAUUUAACUGUUCCGUAAGGGGCGGACCAAUCAAUCUACCGGUGAUUUGGCUUAAAGACGGUCACCCAUUACUUAGCGAUCCAUUCAGUGGUAUUGCAAUUAAUAUAGACGAUAGGAUACGACUAAUCGACUCAAAUGUCUUGUAUAUUCGCUCAGUUAUCAGACAAGACUCUGGUUCUUAUCAAUGUUUAGCUGAGUCUGAGUACGACUCGGCUCAGGGCACGGCUGAGAUCAAGUUGGGUGACAUCGCACCGGUCAUUAUGGAGCACUUCUCGGAUCAGAUCAUUGAGUCGAGUACUUCACUGUCGCUCCGAUGCACAGCAUCGGCCACACCAUUGCCACAGAUUAAGUGGUUUCUUGACGACCUGCCGGUGCCAAACUUUGCACGUUUCCGGGCUGGAGAUUACGUGACAACCGACGCUAAAGUUGUCAGUUAUGUUAAUAUCACAUCCACUCGUGUUGUCGAUGGAGGAGAAUACAAAUGUGUGGCCAGUAAUGAUGUGGGACAGUCCAGUCAUACGGCCAGAAUCAGUGUGAUUGGACAGCCAUCGCUACGAUCUAUGUGGACGAGUAACAACUUAACUGUAGUAUCCGGACACUCCAUAGUGCUGUCGUGUCCGGUCAUUGCCUAUCCUAUUGAGUCCAUUAUGUGGGAACAUAAGUCUAAUCAGUUACCAGUUAAUCAUCGACACAAAGUUGAACCAAUUAUUAAUGGUAUCGGAGGUAAACUACAUAUCAGUGCUGUCCAUAAAGCUCUGGACGCUGGAGAAUAUAUCUGCACUGUCAAAGGCAGUAACAGUAAAGCCGUUAAGGGAAGUAUUAUACUUACCGUACGUCUAGCGCCACAAAUUGACGGCCACUCACUUCCCGAAGAGAUUGUCACCAAACAAGGCAUGAGAGUUAAGCUCAUGUGCUCUAUCAUUGAAGGCGAUCCUCCCAUCGAUAUUCGCUGGUUUAAAGGACACUUACCAGUGAUGGCCACCGAAACUAUUUCCCUACAAAACUCAGAGGACUAUUCGCUAUUGACAUUCAAGAGUGUAUCACAUAAUGAUAUGGGAAACUGGACAUGUAAGGCCUGGAAUGAUGUUCAGAGUACUAAUCGCACCGUUAGUUUAGUGGUGAAUGUUUCGCCCAACUGGAAGGUCGAGCCGAAGAAUAUAAACGUAGUUUUAGCCAAAAGUGUGUCCAUUGACUGUUCUGCCGGUGGAUCUCCCGGUCCACGAAUAUCAUGGAAAAAGUCGAUUGUCUCGAGUGUCGCACAAGAGUUGGGUUCAAAUGACAAGAAUGUUAUCACAGCCUCAUUGCCAGCAAUGCCUUCACUGCCAUCUGAUUUCAGAGACAUACUAUCCAGUUAUCGACAUCAGGUCUACGCUAACGGAACUCUAUUUAUACAAGAAGUGGACAAAUCUGAUGCCGGCUUUUAUAUGUGUAAAAUAAGCAAUGGUAUCGGUGCUGACUUGAGUAAAGUAAUCCAACUGUAUGUCCAAAUGCCGCCACACUUUGAGGCCAAGUUUGUCAGCGAAAUGGCCACCAAAGGUACUACAGCUGUACUCAAAUGUAGAGCAAAAGGAGAUCCAGUGAUGAAAGCCAUUUGGCAGAAGGAUAAACAAGUUGUUGACUCAACAGUUGAUAAAAGAUUUACAAUUAAAGAGGAGAUUAUUUCACCGCAUAGUUUGAUCUCAUAUAUGGAGAUUGAAAAUGUCGGACGAUAUGAUUCGGCUCUAUUCACGUGUAUUGUGAUCAACAAUUUCGGUACCGACGACACAAAUAUACAGCUUAUAGUUCAAGAAGUGCCCGAACCUCCACAUGAAGUACAAGUGAUGGAUAUUACGAGCCGAUCGGCGGCGGUCACGUGGAAGGCCUCCUUUUCCGGCAACAAUGCUAUUAACAAAUACAUCGUUCAAUACAAAAAACUAUGCGUUUUAGAUACCGAUUGGGAAGAGAUAACCACAAACACUGGUAACGACUUCCGAGCUGUUGUCCGUCCGUUGCAUCCGAUGUGCAAAUACGAGCUUAAAGUAAGAGCUGAGAAUUCUUUGGGAAGAAGUGAUCCCUCAGUGAUGACUACCUUCACGACCAACGAGGAAGUACCGGGAGGGCCGCCUCAGGACGUUAUGGCUGAGGCCACGUCAUCAACAUCGUUGAAGAUUAAAUGGAAACCACCGGCAAAACAUCUGCAAUACGGAACUAUUAAAGGUUAUUAUAUUGGCUAUAAAGUGGCCAAUGAUAACAGUGACCAGUUUGCAUACAAGAGCGUUGAGGCCACGCCUAACAAUGAUGGCAAUCGGUUUGAGAUGAGCUAUAUCUCAAAUUUGAAGAGAAAGACUUACUAUACGAUCAUAAUUCAGGCCUACAAUAGUGUCGGUGCCGGUCCACGAACUGAUGAGAUAAAAGUAUUGACACUAGAGUCACAACCUCCCCGAUCGCCGCUUCUGGAAGUGGUCACUACUACUGUUGACUCAAUUACUAUACGAUGGGAUAUCAAUGAGUUGGACAGUGAAGAGAAAGAGUUUGUUUUAUAUUAUAGAGAAGAAAAGACAGUCCAAUGGAUACAAAAGCUAUUGAAGACUAAACGAAAUAUUUUUGUUUUGGAUUCAAGUGACGGCAAAACGGCACUCAAAUGCGGCACAAAAUAUAUGCUAUACAUGACAGCCACCAAUAGUCUGGGAACGGGUGAACCCAGCGAAACUAUCACUACUUCUACCAAAGGCUCGGCACCUGUGUCUCCAUCGAAGGAAGAGUUUAUUUACACCAAUUCCACAUCAGUGGCGCUUAGAUUAAAUAGUUGGCUAUCCGGCGGAUGUCUCAUCAAUUAUUUUACUAUUAAAUACAAAUUAUCACAACAAAAACAAUGGAUUAUUAUAAAAGAAAAGUUGUCCAAUAGAUACGAACCUUUUUAUAUAUAUCAAUUAAUUCCGGGUCACGACUAUGAUCUCUAUGUCGGCGCGCAUACCGAUGCUGGCAUAACAGAAGCAGAAUAUCAGUUUAGGACUUCCAACACAUCAGUUGUAAUAAAAAUAGGUUCAAUGAAUCCGCCGACAAGUGUUGUUUCUCAGUCGACCACUGCCUCACUGUCUAUCUUCCAAAACUUUACAGUUAUGCUACCAAUAGUCAUAUCGGUGAUUGUCCUCAUAGCUGUUCUCACUACUCUAUUAGCGUUCAUGAAGAGACAACGAUCAAUAGAUCAGACCAUCAAUAAUAUGGACGCCAGAAGUUCCAUACCUAAGAGCGAACUGUCCUCCGAUAUGUUUCCAUUGAGUGACUUCGUUAGGAGUAAUUCAAAACCCAAACUAUUUGAGAGUCACACGACUCACCCGAGCGACAUAUACGGCAAAACGACUGCCGCGGCCGCCACUUAUUACGCGACUCCCAAUCGGCGCAGUUCAUCGGGUCUGGCCGUUGCCAAUCAUCAGCUUAUGGCCAGACAUAUGCAUAACAGUGAUCACGAAUACGCCGAACCAUUGGCUCAAUACUCUCAGCCGCGAUGUCUAUUCAGCGAUGAUAACGAGUGCUCCAAUUUAUCAAAUACCUGUGCCUUAAUGGUACCAAACACUCGGCUAUAG